CGACCCGGAGGGCUGCCGCCAUGCAGCAUGGCGACCGCCGGGGUGAGGGCUGGUUCAGCCAGCUCCUCGCCCCCGGCCCAGAGCCUUACCGCGGGCACGACGGCUACAUGCUGGAGGGUCGCCACGGCGGGCACUCCCGGAUGGACACGUCGAUCGACUCCGGCAGCCUGUGCAUGGGUGCGGAAGUCGUGCAGCAGGUGCCGACGGGCGCCUACGUGUUCGCUGGAGAGGGUAGAGGCCGCUAUCAGAAGGUGACCGACUACAGGUACGUCGGCGAAGGGGGCGGCUACGAACCCGAGAUGCGCAAGAUUGUGUUGAGCAGGCGGGAAGACCAGAUCUGCAGGUGCGUAUGUUGCUGCGGCUGCUUCCUGGGCACGCUCUUGGUGGUAGGUUUGGUCGGGCUGCUGGUCGAGCACCUGAUGGCCAAGGCCCCGUUCGACUGCCAGGUCGGCCUGGGGCACACGGACACUUGGCCGGCGGACAAGCUGGAGUGGUGCUGCGACAGGGAGGAAAUCGGCUGCGCGGUGGCCCACCUCGGCUCCGUGCAGGACAUGCAGCAGGCGGCGCAGGCGCCCAACACGACAACCGUCGCGCCCUACGACUGCGCGGCCGGGUACGACUUCUGGGAGACUGGGUGGGACGACGCGAAGAAGGGCUGGUGCUGCAAGAGGGAGCACCGCGGCUGCCCGCUGUUCGACUGCCUCAACCUCACUGACAUGCAGACCUGGUCGCCUGCGAAGCAGACAUGGUGCUGCAGCCACGACGGGGUGGCUUGCACGAGCCCCACCACGACGACGACCGCUGAGUACGACUGCCUGGCAGGUGCCUUCCAGUGGCAGCAGGCGUGGACUGAGCACAAGAAACAUUGGUGCUGCAAGCACGAGGAGCGCGGCUGCGACCUCCCGAGGGAGGAGUACGAUUGCAAGAAGGCCGAGCGCGAGGGCACGUGGGAGGCGUGGCGGAGGGAGUACUGCUGCGAGAAGGAGCAGAUAGGGUGCACCACCACCACCACGCUGCCAUACGACUGCCACGCCGCGGUCGACAGAUGGCAGGAAGCCUGGUCGUCUGGCAAGAAGGACUGGUGCUGCCGCCACGAGGCGCGCGGCUGCGCGCCUUUCACCUGCGAGGAGGAGUCAAGAGCGACCUGGUCCGCCGCGCAGAAGGUCUGGUGCUGCGAGAACAACGGCGUCGGGUGCACGACCACCACCACGACCACUUCGCCGCCUUUCCGGUGCUCCGAGAACGGCGCGCAGUCGGAGUCGUGGCCAAGCGAGAAGAAGGAUUGGUGUUGCCUCCACGAGGCGCGCGGAUGCCCCGCCUACAAUUGCAGCACCGACCAGGCCGCAUGGCCGGUCAUCCAGCAGGAGUGGUGCUGCGCCAACGAGUUGAAAGGCUGCACCACGUCGACCACCACGACCACCACCACCCCUGCGUACGACUGCCACGAGGGGUUCGAGAACUGGCUGCACGGGUGGUCCCCCGAGAAGCAGGAGUAUUGCUGCUUGCACGAGGGCCGCGGCUGCCCCGACUACAACUGCACCUUGCCCGACCUGGAGGAGCCUGGCCCCGACCCGGUGGAGCCCGGCGAGGACCCCAUCGUGCCGCCUCCUGAGCAGUGGCCGCACUGGCCAGAGCCCGAGCCGCUGUCGGAGAGCACCACAGCCACGACGGUCACCACCGCCACCACCGUCACUGAGGCGGAGACGGCGCAGCAGCCGGAGCUGCCUGAGGGGCAGCAGGACAAGCCCACCGUGCCGGUGCAGCAGGCGGACAAGCCCACCGUGCCGGUGCAGCAGGGGGACAAGCCCACCCUGCAGGUCGACGCUGGCGACACGAUCGAGGACGCGAAGCACCACGCGGGGAUGGCGGCCGACGCCGCCGCCGAUGCGGCGGGAGACCUGUCCGACGCGGCGCGCCACCACAUCGGCAACGCGGUGGACGCGGCGGCGGACGCGGCAGGAGACCUGUCCGACGCGGCGAGCCACCACGUCGCGUGGGCGGCGAACGCAUCCGCAGAAGACCUGCACGACGCGGCGAAACACCACGUCGGGAAGGCGGCAGACGCUGUGGCGGACGCGGAGACCUGCACGACGCGGCGAGGGAGCACCUCGGCGGCGCCGCGGACGCGGCGGCGGACGUGGCGGGAGCCCGCCGCCGCG
Prorocentrum cordatum is the source of this 2159-nucleotide messenger RNA. The record is from the annotation of a GenBank genome assembly. NCBI's taxonomy places the organism in Eukaryota, Dinophyceae, Prorocentrales, Prorocentraceae.